AGGAGGGUUUGUCUCUCACAGGCUUCACUUCAGAGACCGGGGGGGCUCGGUGGAGAGUCGCAGGUUCGGGGGGCUUCCGAUGCAGACUGCGCAGUUGGAAUAAUAAUAAUACUUAUUAUAAUUAAUAAACAGCAGGAUCUUUUCUGCUCAUCAGACAGGAAACAUGGAGAACGUGCUGUCAGUCCUCAAUUUGGGCGAUUUAGCUCAUGCUUUCUCCAAAAUGGGAAUGUUUCCCGUGUUUGAUUUGGCUUAUUACAUCGUGUCCAUCCUCUACCUUAAAUAUGAACCAGGCUCAGUGGAGGUUUCUCGCAGGAGUCCAGUGGCCUCCUGGCUCUGUGCCAUGCUCUACUGCUUCGGUAGUUACAUCCUGGCAGACAUCAUGCUUGGGAGCAGCCCCGUCGACUAUUUCCAACACAACAGCCACAUCCUGCUGGCCUCAGCUGUCUGGUAUCUGAUUUUUUACUGCCCCCUGAACCUCUUCUACAAAUGUGUGGCCUUCCUGCCGGUCAAGCUGGUGCUGGUGGCCCUGAAGGAGGUUGUCCGCGUCCGUAAGAUUGCCGCAGGCGUUCACCACGCACACCACGCCUACCAUCACGGCUUCUUCAUCAUGGUGAUCGUUGGAUAUGUCAAAGGGUCUGGAGUGGCUCUUAUGUCCAAUUUUGAGCAGCUGCUGCGCGGCGUGUGGAGGCCCGAGACCAACGAGGUCCUCAGCAUGUCAUUCCCGACUAAAGCCAGUCUGUACGGAGCCAUCCUCUUCACCCUGCAGGAAGCCCACUGGCUGCCUGUUUCCAAGAGCACCCUCAUCCUCGUCUUCACCCUCUUCAUGGCCACGUGCAAGGUGGUGAUGACCGCCCGACACUCCCAUGGCUCCCCCUUCACCCUCGUUGAGUCCUGGAUUUGUCACGUGCUGUUCGGCUCUCCUCUCUGCGGCGGCGAGGAGGAGAAUCAUCAUCCUCCUGCCGCAGCCCCGUCUUCUCCUCUCAAGAGCAAGGAGGAGCUGAGUGAAGGCGUCCGCAAGAGGAAGGCCAAGAAAGCCGAGUGAAACCCCGUGCUGUGCUGCCGACACUGCGUCUGACUCAUGGGACAUCCCAUCCACCCCCCCUUUUGAAGAAAAGGAGCGGUUUGUUCUUUCCCCUUCUGAUGGAGCAACAUGGUGCUUUCUGUAUUUGAUAAAGGUAGAGGACUCUGUAAAUACCAAGGAAAGGUUUCACACUUUUACCCAACCUGGACGUUUAUUUAUUGAUGUUUCUGUGAACAUCUGUGUGGUGAUCCACGUCAGGAGCUGCAAAACCAUCGCUCCAUUCCACAGGAUCUUUUCUUUCAGUCCAAAAAAAAAAAAAAAAAAAA
Messenger RNA from Nematolebias whitei (Rio pearlfish), 1347 nucleotides. It is a transcript of the gene tmem38a, whose product is annotated as transmembrane protein 38A. Gene Ontology annotation, molecular function: potassium channel activity; identical protein binding. Gene Ontology annotation, biological process: potassium ion transmembrane transport. The transcript has 6 exons. The record is from RefSeq and is a predicted model, not a curated record. Gene Ontology annotation, cellular component: membrane. The coding region runs from base 164 to 1042 and encodes 292 amino acids. Lineage: Eukaryota; Metazoa; Chordata; Actinopteri; Cyprinodontiformes; Rivulidae.